GUUCUUUUCUCAUUCGAGUCUUUUCCUUUUCCUCUUCUUCUUCAAACAUUAACGCACGUCCAUGGAAGAAUCAAGAACUUCUCUCUAGAGAGAGGAACUAGAGAGAGAGAGAGAGAAAUACUGGGAGAAUCUUAAGGUCGCAUUCUGAGGUCUGAUUUGAUGGCGAGCGGGUGGGUCAAGUCCUUACAGUGCAAGUCGAGAGCCUUCGAAGACGUCUACCAGCCGCAUCCGAAAGCACUCCUCGCCGGAUCCUCCAGCUGCCGGAAAAGCGCUCAGACCCUCAAGGACGUCGUCGACGUCGCCACCCAGAAGGCCAGGAAAACCAAACCCCUUUCAGACCCGCUCCUCCAGCCGCCCAGACAGUCCUUGCCGGCUCUGAAGCGGUCGAAGACGGAACCGGCUCGGGUAAGCAAUGCCCGGCACAGCAGGACUCUCCAUGAGCCUGUCUUCCCGGCCCUGACGGAGCUGCCGGAGGGGCACCCGUCGCGGAACGUGGUGGAGAUCAUCUUCCACACGGGGUGGAGCCCCAAGGCAUUCUCCGGCCGGGUCGAGAUGAUCUUCAAGGUGCAGAACGGUCCGAGGGCCGUGGCCCACUUCGAGGAGUACCGCGAGGGGGUGAAGGCGCGCGCCGCCCGGGCCUCCCCGCGCAGCAGCCAACCCGGAGACGAGAACGCCCGUUGCGCGGCGGACGGGAACGAGGUUAUGCGGUUCCGCUGCAUGGGGGCGGCGGGCAGCGGGGAACACGACAGCCCCUGCGGCGCGUGGGCUCUCCAGUGCAAGGGAGGAAAGUCCAUCUGCACGUUCUCAGGCAGCGGCCGGGCCCACGAGAGCGCCGGCGGGGGGAGGGGCAGGAGGGCGAUGCUGGUUUGCCGGGUCAUCGCGGGUCGGGUCGGGUUCGACCAGCUCUUGGAGGACCGGGGCGGGUACGACUCGUUGAGUGGGGAGAACGGCGAGUUGGUCGUGUUCGAUUCCCGUGCGGUGUUGCCCUGCUUCCUCAUCAUCUAUAGAUUGUAAAAAGGAAAAACAUUGUGUCCAUUUUAUUUUUUAAUUUUCAUUCCUUUUGUCUUAUUGUUAUAUUUUUUUUAUAUUUACUUUUUAUUUUAAUCGUGGGUGAUGGUAAAUUGUUUAAUCCCUCUACAUGCACUCGUCAACCCAUUUUUUUGGUUGUUCUCAUCCUUUUUUUUUGUGGUUAUUAAUAUAAAAAGGGGAAAAUUGGGUUGAUAAAUGUUAAAUUUGUUUAAUCCCUCUUACCUUCUAUGACUUGCUUGGGCUAUUGAAUUUUGGCAUUAAUCUUGUUUUAUGGAUU
This is a messenger RNA of Punica granatum (pomegranate), 1306 nucleotides long. The record is from RefSeq and is a predicted model, not a curated record. Lineage: Eukaryota; Viridiplantae; Streptophyta; Magnoliopsida; Myrtales; Lythraceae.